CUACGACUAAUUAUUUAGAAUAAGUUUUGACAUUGAACAAAUGUUUUGGCUGGAUUUUGACACAUCAACACAUCUGAAAAAUGACAGAUUACAGGAACAACCGGAAUGGAUUGUCUAGAUCAGAAGAAAUGCUUGAUUCGGAAAACCAAAGAAGAGUUGAUGGAUUAUCAGACAAAGUAUCAAGACUGAAGUCUCUUGCAUUUGAUAUAGAAACAGAAUCAAAAGACUCUAACAGAUACUUAGAUGAUAUGGGAAAUGACUUUGAGAGCACACAUGGAUUAUUAGGAGGAACAGUUCAUAGACUAUCUCACAUGGUGUCCGCCAACAAGGGAAACAGGAAGUUGAUGUGUUAUAUGAUUCUAGGACUUGUACUGUUGUUUUUCUUAGCUUAUUAUCUCAUUACAAAAGUGACUAGUUGAUAUGGGUUUGUUUAUAUUGUUUUAUAAUGAGUUUAAAUUUACCAGAGAGUUGAUUAUCUCAUAACAGCCUCUAUACAUGUAGUUGUAUUUUUCCCAACUUGUUCGCAAGGUACACUUGAGCAAGUUUCUAUUGUCUGUAGAUAUUUGACAGAAAUCAUAAUUCAAGCUCAAUUUUUAUCAAGUGAUGCCUCAGUUGAUUUAUUUUGACAAUAGAUUCGAAAAUCAUUCCGGGUUUCUUUCAUGUUGAGCAUCUGCAAUAUUUUGACAAUAGAAAAUCAUUCAAUUCUACUUGAGAUUUAUUAUCUACACUACAGCUCACAUUGAUUUUGUAGAUGGUGGGAAUGGGUACAGAGUGGAAAAAGCUUCUAGAUUAUCCUUCUUGUCCAGCCUGUGUAAAGGAUACACUCUUUACUUUUAUACAUCAUAAAAGUUGACACAUAAAACGUCUUUAAAAAAAUUAUUGAAGAUUUUGUAUAUAAAUUGGCUCCAGAAUUUAGGGUUAAAUAUUUGUCCUCAGGAAGGGGCUGGAUCAGGGGAAAUUGUCAAAAUUCACAUGAGCUGUAGUGUAGUAAUUGUGAUUUAAUUUGAUAAAGUACAUUCAAUGGUAUUUUUAAAUGCUGUGUAAUUGAUAAAUAUUUAUUGUGCAUUAUUGUUGUAUAAAUGGGGUAAUCUUUUUAAGAUUCAUCUCCUUCAGUUUGGGACACUGUUGGUUACAAUCUAAUUAAGAUACAGAUCAUUUGUAUGCACUUCCCUUACAAGGCUCUGUCAUCACAAUCUGUUCUGUAAAUUUG
This is a messenger RNA of Mytilus californianus (California mussel), 1210 nucleotides long. Its product is annotated as BET1-like protein. The transcript is spliced from 4 exons. The record is from RefSeq and is a predicted model, not a curated record. Lineage: Eukaryota; Metazoa; Mollusca; Bivalvia; Mytilida; Mytilidae. Gene Ontology annotation, cellular component: SNARE complex; Golgi trans cisterna. Gene Ontology annotation, biological process: regulation of retrograde vesicle-mediated transport, Golgi to ER; retrograde transport, endosome to Golgi. Bases 81 to 419 code for a protein of 112 amino acids. Gene Ontology annotation, molecular function: SNAP receptor activity.